AUGUUAUAUGGCGACGUGUUUGACUACAUUAUAGUUGGAGCCGGCUCUGCUGGCUCUGUGGUUGCUAGUAGAUUAUCAGAAAAUGAUGAUGUCACUGUAUUACUAGUUGAAGCUGGUGAUGAUCCACCUUUGGAGUCAAUUCUUCCAGCUUAUAUGCCAUAUUUGCCGGAGACAAAGUGGGACUGGAACUACACUUCCAUACCAAAUUGGACUCAAAAAUGCCACAAGGGUGGAGUGACCACCAUGACUCGGGGUAAAAUGCUGGGUGGCAGCAGUAGUAAUAACUUAAUGGGUUACGUCAGAGGAAACCCCCAUGACUACAAUACUUGGGCAAGUAUAGUCAAUGACAAUUCUUGGAACUACAACAAUGUCUUACGAUUAUUCAAGAAAAGCGAAAGACUACACGACAGUCUAGUUCUCAGUUCUCGAACGGGAAAAUAUCACGGCACUAACGGUUAUUUGGGAGUGUCAAGAUUUCCAGAACGUAGUUCUGUUAAAUAUUUAGAGGCAUUUCACGAAGUUGGUCACAAAAUUGUGUUAGACACAAAUGGAAGAGAUACUUUAGGCUACAAUGAGCCUAUGUUUACGGUAGCUGAUGGAGUUCGACAAAGCACGGCCCAGGCUUUUCUUGGUCCUGCUAAACAUCGCUCAAACUUAUUUGUGGCUAAAAAUACUUUGUGCACCAAAAUUAUUUUCGAUGGAAAUAAUGCAGUUGGAAUAGAAACAGUUGAUGAUCAAGGUAAAUAAAAGAUAUUCAAGGCUGCAAAAGAAGUUAUUAUAUCGGGUGGAACCAUAAACAGUGCUCAACUUCUAAUGUUAUCAGGCAUAGGACCUAAAAAGCAUCUAGAAGAUCUAGGAAUACCUGUGAUAGCCGAUCUACCUGUUGGUGAAAAUUUACAAGAUCAUGCUCCGAUCUUGUCUGUGUACCCGACUGAAAGGUUAGGGCCAAAAAAGCCAAUAAAUCCACACAAACCAUCUCAAACAAUUAUAGGAUAUGUUGCAAUGAACGAAUCCCAAACUUACCCAGAUUAUCAAACGAUCAUUAUAGUUACAGCGACAGAUGAGUUUCUUCAAACGUGUGCUUUUUUGUUUAACUUCGAUAAUGAAAUUUGUCAGAAAUAUCACGAAGAGAGUAUAGGUAAAGAAGUAUUAUUUGUUCUUACUGUCCCGUUACAUCCAAAAUCUCGCGGAAGGAUUUUAUUACGCAGCCGAGACCCCAAAGAGCAUCCAUCAAUCGAUCUUGGCACUUUUUCUAACAAAGAAGAUUUAGAAGAUGAUAUUUUAUUUAUAAGAGAUGUGGAUCGCGUAUCCAAAUCAAAGUUCUUUCUUAGCAACAAUGCUACACUUCUAUCUUCACCUGGUUGUGAAGAUUUGGAGCGUGAUAGUAAGGAAUACUGGUUGUGCCACAUUCAAUGUAUGGUGACCACGAUAUGGCACUACGUGGGGACUUGUGCCAUGGGUUCGGUGGUAGACUCCAGGUUAAGGGUUUUUGGUGUGAAGAAUCUUCGAGUCAUUGACGGCAGCGUGAUGCCCACCAUCACUAGUGGUAACACCAAUGCACCGAUCAUCAUGAUCGGAGAAAAAGGCGCUGAAAUGAUUAAAGAAGACAAUUAA
This is a messenger RNA of Amyelois transitella, 1614 nucleotides long. Its product is annotated as ecdysone oxidase. NCBI's taxonomy places the organism in Eukaryota, Metazoa, Arthropoda, Insecta, Lepidoptera, Pyralidae. The record is from RefSeq and is a predicted model, not a curated record. Gene Ontology annotation, molecular function: ecdysone oxidase activity; flavin adenine dinucleotide binding. The transcript has 3 exons.